Messenger RNA from Capsicum annuum, 1791 nucleotides. RefSeq names its product cytochrome P450 71AU50. NCBI's taxonomy places the organism in Eukaryota, Viridiplantae, Streptophyta, Magnoliopsida, Solanales, Solanaceae. The transcript is spliced from 2 exons. Bases 61 to 1590 code for a protein of 509 amino acids. The record is from RefSeq and is a predicted model, not a curated record. Gene Ontology annotation, molecular function: monooxygenase activity; oxidoreductase activity, acting on paired donors, with incorporation or reduction of molecular oxygen; iron ion binding.
UGACGUCUUUAUAAUUAUUGUGUGUUGGAAGCAAAAACACACACAAUAGUUUCCAUAUCUAUGGCUUCAAUAUUCCUACAAGUUCUUGCACUACUUGCAGUGCUAUACAUUCUUCAAGAACUACACAAUAAAUUCAUGAAAAAGAAGAAAAAACUCCACCCUGGCCCAAAAGGGCUUCCAAUUAUAGGAAAUCUCCAUAUGAUUGGCAAAAAUGUCCACCAAGACCUUCAUAAAAUAUCUAAAAGAUAUGGUCCCAUAAUGAGCAUGAGAUUUGGUGUUGUUCCUAUAAUUGUUGCUUCAUCUCCUCAUGCUGCUGAACAAUUCUUGAAAAACCAUGAUCUUGUUUUUGCGAGUCGUCCAGAUAAUAAAGCUGCUCAAUUCAUCGCGUACAAUCAGAGAAAUAUCACGUUUGGUAAAUACGGACCUUAUUGGCGAAAUAUACGAAAAUUGUGUACAUUAGAAUUGCUCAGUACUCUCAAGAUUAAUUCAUUUCAAGCUAUGAGAAAACAAGAAGUUACAAAUUUUGUGACUUUUAUCAAUCAGGCAGCUUCUAAUGGUGUUGAAGUUGAUGUUAGUGCUAAACUUGCUUCACUAAAUGCCAACAUGGCUUGUUUAAUGGUAUUUGGGAAAAAAUACGUGGAUGAUGAAUUUGAUGAAAGGGGUUUUAAAGAUGUGAUUCAAGAGACUUUGAUUCUAGCAGCAACACCAAAUAUAGGUGAAUUUAUUCCAUUUCUUGACGUGUUUGAUUUGCAAGGACUAACUCGUCGUAUGAAGAAAUUGGCAAAGAUUUUUGAUGAUUUUUUUGAGAGAGUUAUUGAUGAACAUGUUCAUGAUUCCAAAGAGGAGAAGCAAACAAAGGAUAUCGUAGAUACUAUGAUGAAUAUCAUGCAAUCUGGAAAAGCUGAGUUUGAGUUUGAUCGUCGCAAUGUCAAAGCUAUUAUGCUGGACUUGCUAAUAGCUUCAAUGGACACCUCAUCAACAGCAAUUGACUGGAUUUUCUCUGAACUUAUAAGACACCCAAAAGUAAUGAAGAAAUUACAAAAUGAGUUGAACGAAGUUGUUGGCAUGAACAGAAUGGUGGAAGAAUCAGACUUGGAAAAAUUAGUGUACUUAGACAUGGUCAUUAAAGAAGGUUUUAGGAUUCACCCUAUUGCACCAUUAUUGGUUCCUCAUGAGUCCAUUGAAGAUUGCACAAUUGAUGGCUUUGAUAUACCUAAAGGUACAAGAAUUCUAGUAAAUACUUGGGCAAUUGGAAGAGAUCCAGAAAUUUGGCCAGAACCCGAGAAAUUCAUGCCAGAAAGGUUUGUUGGUAGCAAUAUCGAACUUCGUGGACGUGAUUUUCAACUUUUACCAUUUGGUUCUGGGAGAAGAAGUUGCCCUGGUUUGCACUUAGGGCUCACAAUCGUUCGUCUGGUGCUAGCGCAAUUGGUUCAUUGUUUUGAUUGGGAACUACCAAAUGAUAUGAAGCCAAAUGAUUUAGACAUGACUGAGAAAUUUGGUUUAGUGAUGGCUAGAGCUCAACACCUAAGGGCUAUUCCUACUCAUCGGUUGGAAAAUAUAUUAGGGAUAUCAAAUGAACAGGUUGAAUAGCGCUGAGUUAAGCCAGAUCCAACCAAAAAUGAUUAUGGCUUAGUCGAUUUGAUGGGAUUAAAAUGGGCUAAACUCGGGGAAUAGAGGACCGUGCGCUGUGUGUCUUGUGUAUGUGAAUGUUCUUCAAUGCCUAGUAACUAUAUUAUUCAAUCUUUAUAAACAUUAUAUAAUAUUUAUACAUAAUAAUCAUGUUACAAGGUG